CUUUUUUCUCCGGGACGGAGCGGGAGUUACUGUGCCGAGCAGGUCUGGACGGGCUGCCCCCGGGGCCGACGUUCGGGGGUUAACUGCGCGGCGCCCGGUGCGUGCCGGGUUCCGCUGCUCUAGGACUGUGCGUCUCCGGAGGAGGACCCCGUAGGUUGCGGGGUCGGGGGGGCGGACCCUGUAGUUUAUGGGGUUCGAGGGGAAGGAAAGCUGCUCCCAGACCUACCCUCUUAGGGUUCCACGCUUUAGUGCUUUUCAUCCUCUGAGUUUUUUAUUCCGUGCUCGCCACAAGCUCCUUAACAGUGUAUCUCCAUGAAUAACUUAAAUAACCCUCCAAAUUGGAAUAUCCGGCCUAAUUCCAGGGCUGAUGGUGGUGAUGGAAGCAGAUGGAAUUAUGCCCUGUUGGUGCCAAUGCUGGGGCUGGCUGCUUUUCGUUGGAUUUGGUCUAGGGAGUCCCAGAAAGAAAUAGAAGCUGAGAGGGAAGCGUGUCGUCAGAGAACAGCUGCCUUCCAGCAGGACCUCGAAGCCAAGUACCAGGCCACAAUCUCAGAGAGUCGGCGUGCUGUGGCCCAGUUGUCCCUGGAGCUUGAAAAGGAGCAGAACAGGACGACUAGUUACCGAGAAGCCCUCAUCUCUCAGGGGCGCAGGAUGGUGGAGGAAAGGAAGCUUCUGGAGCAGGAACGGGCGCGGGUCCUGCGGGAGAAUGCACAGCCCCUGCGGAGGGCCUACCUGAGCUGCCUGGACAGGGAGGAGGACUGGCAGCGGAGGGCCCGGCUCCUGCUGCGGGAGCUGGAAGGUGCCCUCACUGAGAGGCAGGGCAUUUACUGCAGCCUCCUGCUCCCACGCCGCCGCCGGCUGGAGCUAGAGAAGAGCUGGCUGGUCCGAGCGUCCACGGACCCAGUAGCUGUGGACCUGGGGGUGGCGGCUGGCCUGGUUGACAUAUUCAAGCAUGACACGUACUGUGGUGACGUCUGGAACACCGACAGGCGCCAGAAUGGGAGGCUUAUGUGGCUGUAUCUCAAGUACUGGGAACUGGUCGUGGAGCUGAAGAAGUUCAGGAGCGCGGAGAAGGCCAUCCUGGAAGAGGAGGCCAGAGUGAAGUGACUCGAGGGUGGGCGGGCCUCUGGCUGGGUCAGUCCCUGGGACUGAUCCUCUGCCGGUGCCGCCCUGGCUGCGCCUGCGCACUCACAGCCACUUCUUCCGCCCCUCUCCCCCGAGCAGGACCUCAGGCCUUGGGAGACGGGGCUCCCGCUCCAUCCCCUUCCGCAGCUAAGGACGCAGAUUCUCAGAAGCACUUUUUACGCUGUCCAUGUUUUAUUAGGCAGAACAGUAUAACCUCCUAUUUCAGCUUUAGGAAAAAUUUAUUAGCCGUGAUGUAUAAUUAAAACACCUGCAAUUGAAAAGCAAG
Molecule: messenger RNA, 1408 nt
Organism: Vicugna pacos (alpaca)
Lineage: Eukaryota; Metazoa; Chordata; Mammalia; Artiodactyla; Camelidae
Source: RefSeq, a predicted model, not a curated record